AUGUGCCGUUGCCUCGACCCCUCGGCCAUAUCUCGAAUCAUACAGAGCUUACAACACCUGCACGAUGAGCUCCGCCGCUACAAGGCCCGGCCCGUCGUCCACCCCACCCUCGAGUCGCUGAAGCCCUCAAAGGGCCUCUUUUCCUUCUUCGGGGGCGGCAAGCCAAAAGCCGCCGCCCUGCAGGAGAUACCGGCCGACCUGCCCCGAGGCCUGUACCUGUUCGGCGACGUGGGCAGCGGCAAGACCAUGCUGAUGGAUCUGUUCUACGACACCCUGCCGAGCGCCGUCCGCUCCAAGACGAGGAUACACUACCACAACUUCAUGCAGGACGUGCAUCGCCGGUUGCACCGCAUGAAGAUGGAGCACGGCAACGACAUAGAUGCCGUGCCCUUUGUUGCUGCAGACAUCGCCGAGCACGGCAACGUCCUGUGCUUUGACGAGUUCCAGGUCACCGAUGUGGCCGACGCCAUGAUCCUGCGAAGGCUUCUGGAGGCCCUCAUGUCACACGGUGUGGUACUCGUCACGACCUCCAACAGGCACCCCGACGAGCUGUACAAGAACGGCAUCCAGCGCGAGUCCUUCGUGCCCGCGAUCCACCUCCUCAAGAGCAGGCUGCACGUCAUAAACCUCGACUCGCCAACAGACUACCGCAAGAUCCCCCGCCCGCCGUCGGGGGUGUACCACACGCCCCUCGACGCCCACGCCGCGGACCACGCCGAGAAGUGGUUCCGCUUCCUGGGCGACCCGGAGGCCACGGAGCCGCACCCGGAGGUGCAGCACGUCUGGGGCCGCGAGAUCUUCGUGCCGCGCGUGAGCGGCCGCUGCGCCUGGUUCACCUUUGACGAGCUCAUCCGGGAGCCCAAGUCGGCCGCCGACUUCAUCGAGCUGACGCGGUCCUACGACGCCUUCGUCGUCACCGACGUCCCCGGCAUGACCAUCCGCGAGCGCGACCUCGCCCGCCGCCUCAUCACCUUCAUCGACGCCGUCUACGAGUCCCACGCCAAGCUCGUCCUCACCACCGAGAAGCCCCUGACCGAGCUGUUCACGUCCCGCGACGAGAUCGCCGAGUCGCUGCUCAGGGACUCGGGCGGUCACGACAGCGGGGGUAGCAGCGGCGCCGCCCCCGAGGUGAGCCAGGUCAUCAAGGACAUCAUGGAGGACCCCGGGAAGCAGGCCGACCGGCUCAAGGGGUCCGCGCUGUUCGCCAACGACGAGGAGGCGUUCGCCUUCUUCCGCGCGCUGUCCCGCCUCACCGAGAUGGGGAGCGUCGAGUGGGUCGAGAGGGGCAUGGGCCUCGAGAGCCGCGGCGGCAAGUCCGAGCGCGACGGCUUCCUCAAGGCCCGCUCGAGGCAGAUGGAGGAUAGCAUGUAG
Messenger RNA from Diaporthe batatas, 1371 nucleotides. RefSeq lists its product as uncharacterized. Lineage: Eukaryota; Fungi; Ascomycota; Sordariomycetes; Diaporthales; Diaporthaceae. Gene Ontology annotation, molecular function: ATP hydrolysis activity; ATP binding. The coding region runs from base 1 to 1371 and encodes 456 amino acids. The transcript is spliced from 3 exons. Gene Ontology annotation, biological process: protein quality control for misfolded or incompletely synthesized proteins. Gene Ontology annotation, cellular component: cytoplasm; mitochondrion. The record is from RefSeq and is a predicted model, not a curated record.